AUGGAGAAGCUGGAGCACGGUACGGCUGUUGAAGUUAUCCCUUAUCCGUGCCGAGUAAAAUGCAUUGCAUACGGCAGGGAUGUUAUUCACUACGACAACGAAGAGUUACGCAAGGAGCUGGAUGAUCAAGGAGUGGACGAAGUUCACCGCAUCACCAAAAAAGUUGGCGACGAAAGGAUUAAUACCCCCCUGCUCGUCCUCACCAUCCGUGGGACCUCAAGACCGGAAUAUAUCUUCUUCGGUUUCUUAAGGUGCCCAACUAGGCCCUACUACCCUUCUCCGAUGCAGUGCUUCGGUUGUUGGUCUUUCGGCCACACCAAGGCUCGCUGCAAGGCACAAAACUGCAUCUGUGGGAAUUGUUCGGGUACUCAUCCGAUCAACGAGGAUAGGAGAUGUGAUCUACCAAAAUUCUGCGGUAGGUGUAACAGCGACCAACACGGUAUUUCGAGCCGAUCAUGCCCCGGCUACAAAGCCGAAAACGACGUACAGAGGAUCAAAGUCGACCACGGUUGCACCUACCCGGAGGCCAGAAGAAUCCUCCAACAAGAGAAGAGAAACGUAGGGUCUUAUGCUGAAGCCGCCCAGAGAAACCUUACCCCAGCAAACCAGCCGACCCAGCCAACACCAGUGGUGGACGAUGUUUCCGCCAUAUUGACAGAGAUGCGUACUAUGCGUAAAGAGCUGGAAUCUCUCCGUCUCGAGGUACAAACUCUCAGAAUAGAGAAUGAGCAGUUAAAAGGGAACAGGACAGCAAAAGCUCCUUCUCCACGGAGUAACUUUUCCCCGCAAAAACACCACGACGCCCAUUCCUCAGCCGACAUCCAAGACAACAUCUAG
Armigeres subalbatus is the source of this 837-nucleotide messenger RNA. RefSeq lists its product as uncharacterized. Bases 1 to 837 code for a protein of 278 amino acids. The transcript has a single exon. The record is from RefSeq and is a predicted model, not a curated record. Lineage: Eukaryota; Metazoa; Arthropoda; Insecta; Diptera; Culicidae.